AUGGCGCUCCACACCACUGCGUCACCACCCAUCGAAAGCGACGUCGCACCUCUCGAUACAUCAACAACUGGUCAGUUCAAAGGCGUCCACGUCUCUCGUACAGGAUGUGGACUUCCGCGCCGCCGACUGGGCCAGGACUCCUGUUGCAUCGGGUUCUUCGCGGCCAGGGCCUGGAAAUUCCGGCUUCUACCCACUGAGUACGCUCCGUGGAAGAACUGGGGCCUUGGUAAGGGACGUCUUGCCUGUGGAAGAUGUCGCCUGCCAGCGGAGACUGGUGCUUGGGCCGCCGUGGAACUCGAUUGCUUCCCUCGUCUCUUUGCUGUCCACUUGGCCGAUUCUCGCACCAGAGUCAAGGCUGCUCUGUCACCAGAACUCAAAGCCUGGGCGGGCGGGAUCCUGUUGUGGCCUCCUCCCACGACAGCCUUGAUUGGCAUCCCGUCACAGGCUGACGUCUCGACCGACUAUGGCGAAGUGACUGACCCAGAGAACUACGCCGAAUAUCCCAAGAACGAUGUCCAAAUCAACGCUGUGCCGACGUCCUCCGACACUGCCUUCUUUCGAGUCCGAACGAACAUAGCCCUGAAAGCUCGAAAAGACAAGACCAACGUCUUCCUCUCCAUAUACCCCGAGCGCAUACAAUCCGUCGCGGUCAUUGCCAUUCACGCCGAGCAUGCCUCCGUGGUUGUCCCAAAGGGCGAUUUGAAGCCCAAGCAGAGGUCCUCAGGCCUCUUACUCGACUCGUUGCGGGGCCUGGCCGAGCAGACAUCUUUCCGACUUCAUCUGCCGACUACAGCCCUGUCCAAGGCCCAGCUCGAGUCUCUUUGUAAGGCAGCGUCCUCUGGCGCCUUGCCAUCUAUGGAAAAACUCAAGGACGUGGCCAGUCCUUAUGGAGGCAGAGGCGGUAGAAUUAUUCAGCCCGAGCCCCAGCCGUCCCCAGGCAGCCGUUCCCAGUCAGACUGCAUCCAGUCUGGGACGAAACGCCGACGGGCGAGUUCCGGCGCCCCUGCCUCACACAAGUGUGUGAGCUUGGAUGUGCAGACUAUCUGCAGCAAGAUGAUCGAACGCAUAGACCAAGGUUUCGGCCAGCUACAUUCGCGCAUGGAUCUCAACUCUCAACAGCACUCAAGUGAGCAAGCUGAUGAGCUCCGUGACGAGCUCGAAAAGGGCCUUUAG
Molecule: messenger RNA, 1173 nt
Organism: Diaporthe citri
Lineage: Eukaryota; Fungi; Ascomycota; Sordariomycetes; Diaporthales; Diaporthaceae
Exons: 6
Coding region: 1-1173 (390 amino acids)
Source: RefSeq, a predicted model, not a curated record